Aegilops tauschii subsp. strangulata is the source of this 1194-nucleotide messenger RNA. Its product is annotated as F-box protein At2g26160-like. Gene Ontology annotation, molecular function: protein binding. Lineage: Eukaryota; Viridiplantae; Streptophyta; Magnoliopsida; Poales; Poaceae. The record is from RefSeq and is a predicted model, not a curated record.
AUGGCGAAAGAGCAGCGCCAGCCGGCAUGGCCGGACCUGCCGGAGGAUCUCCUGCUCCUGGUCCUCCGCCGCCUGGCGUCCUUCGUAGAUCGCGUCCGAGCAGGCGCAGUCUGCAGGCCGUGGCGCUCCGCCGCCAGCCAGCUCCCACCGACGCGGCUCCCCUGGGUUGUGUUCGGCGACGGCACCCUCUUCGACCUGGCCAACGACAGCACGCCGCACCCGCACUACCGCCUGCGUCUCCCCGAUGACUGCUGGCGCUACACCGCCGGCGAGAACAUGCUGUUUCUCGUGCACCAGCGCGAUGGCAGCUGCUCCAUCAUGAACUCUCUCUCCGGUGCCACUACCCAUCUUCCCGAGCUAGCUGAUCUCUUGCGGAAUUACAACAUCCCGCACCGAAAGCGAAACGAGCUCCGGCGCAUCCCCCACUCCCAGGACCAAAACGAGCCAAUGAAAGCCAUAGCAAAGGUGGUGGUGUCCUCGGCCUCGGCGUCGGACGACCCCAUCGUCGCCGUCCUGCUCGAACACGAUAUCAUCGUUUCUACUUGCCGACCGGCCGGCGAGGGCAACGCGUGCCUCCUGGCGAUGCUGAGGAACGACGACGUCAUCGACAUUGUCCUGUUCCAAGGGAAAAUCUACGCCCUCUCCAUGGGCCAUGUCCUCGAGGCCCUCGAGCUCAACAAUGGACACCAAGGCUACGAGCUCAAGUACAGUACCGAAUUGAUAAAGCACCCAUGGCAACAACACCACCAAGAUUACCAAGACGUUAUCCUUGAUCCCUUGGUCGAGAUGUAUCUGGUCGAGUCUGGUGGCAAGCUGCUGAUGGUGAAGCGAUGGGUCCGCCGCCCAUUUACGCCCUGCACCCCGGAUGGUAGAAGAACUUUCCGGUUGGAGGUGUGGGAGGCAGACCUGAGCCAACGCCGGUGGAACAAGUUGGACGCCAGCCUACAAGGCCAGGCGCUCUUUGUUAGCAGGCCGUGCUCCAAGUCUUUGCCAGCUGGUCAUGGAGUUCGAGAAGACUGUAUCUACUUUCUGAACAGACUCCACGAGUGGAAGCAGCUGGAGGUACCUCUCGGCGACUCUGGCGUAUACAGCAUUAGAGACAAGGCGUUCACCCCGUUGCUGCGUGACUGGACGCUAUCGCUACCGUGGAAGAGCGGGCGGUUUCCAUCAUGGUUUUUUCCUGUCCAAGUUUAA